GCGAAUAUAAGCAAACAUCAGAAAUUCUUAACAUCCCAUUUCGUUUUCUCACGACUGUAGGAGAGGCGCCAAAGCAUACGUUUUCGUUUGAGAGUAUAUAGCAUCCCAUUGGGUAUCCCUCCAUCACGUGGUUGUGCUUGGCCGCGACUUGCGCGCUGCUCUAUGCUGCUUGUUAUUGCGUACGUUUGGUCGUUAUCUUCAGUGGACUCUCGCGAGUAGGCGGCUUCCCGUAACACAUUUCAGCAUGUACGGUUAUUCGCAUUUUUGCCCGAACGCAGUCAAUCGAGUUACGCUCCCAUUCGACACACAUUUGAAGCACAUUUGAAGCAUUUUUGAACCAGUUUGACGUGGCUUCACCCACAUUUGACGCUCAUUCGAAGCACGCUUGCUCGGCGAUUCCCCGCGCUGCCGCCCAAAUGGCCGACCAGAACCCCGACCUGAAGGUGGAGGAAGCCCUGAAGGGGGCAGACAUCAAGCUGCUGCUGAUUGACUUCGACGGCACGCUCUUCGUGGACAAGGACAUCAAGGUGCCGAGCGAAAACAUCGAUGCGAUCAAGGAGGCAAUCGAAAAGGGGUACAUGGUUAGCAUCUGCACGGGCAGAUCAAAAGUAGGAAUAUUAAGUGCCUUCGGGGAAGAAAAUUUAAAAAAAAUGAACUUCUACGGCAUGCCUGGAGUCUACAUCAACGGAACGAUUGUGUAUGACCAGAUUGGCUACACCCUGUUGGACGAGACGAUAGAGACUGAUGUGUAUGCAGAGCUAAUUAGCUACCUAGUGGAAAAAAAUUUGGUUAACCAAACCAUUUUCCACCGAGGAGAGUCCAAUUAUGUUACAGAGGAUAACAAAUAUGCAGAUUUCUUGCAGAAAAUGUACAGCGAAAAUAGGAGCAUCAUAAUAAGGCACAAUGAAAUGCUCAAGUAUAGAACGAUGAACAAGCUAAUGAUUGUGUUGGAUCCCUCUGAAUCGAAGACUGUAAUAGGGAACCUCAAACAGAAGUUUAAAAAUAAGCUAACCAUUUUUACCACUUAUAAUGGGCAUGCGGAAGUUACGAAGUUAGGGCAUGAUAAAUACACGGGGAUAAAUUACCUCUUGAAACAUUACAAUAUUUCAAAUGACCAAGUGUUGGUCGUGGGGGACGCGGAGAAUGACAUCGCGAUGCUCUCUAACUUCAAGUACUCCUUUGCCGUUGCCAAUGCCACUGACUCGGCCAAAUCCCACGCCAAGUGCGUGCUCCCCGUUUCGCACCGGGAGGGCGCCGUGGCCUAUUUGCUCAAGAAGGUGUUCGAUUUGAAGAAGUGACCUCGUUGCGCCUUCGCUGUGUGUGAGUGGUGACUCCGCGCACACCCCCACAACGCAGUCACUUGGCCUGUUCCAACAGCGACGAACUUCGCGUAUGCGGUGUGGACGCACAUGUAGGAGGCCCAUCACGCGCACAAACCUGUAGAGGUGGCUCCACUCACUUCAUACCCGCUGUCGUGUAUACUCCCAUUUACACCUGCGCAGC
Molecule: messenger RNA, 1503 nt
Organism: Plasmodium vivax (malaria parasite P. vivax)
Lineage: Eukaryota; Apicomplexa; Aconoidasida; Haemosporida; Plasmodiidae
Product: hydrolase, putative
Exons: 1
Coding region: 417-1298 (293 amino acids)
Cellular component (GO): cytosol
Molecular function (GO): phosphatase activity; magnesium ion binding
Source: RefSeq, a predicted model, not a curated record